Vitrella brassicaformis is the source of this 3262-nucleotide messenger RNA. Lineage: Eukaryota; Vitrellaceae. The record is from the annotation of a GenBank genome assembly.
CUGUGGAGACAUGCGCUCGUGUCAACGGAUGCAUGACGCCCGAGAUAUUCGCAUUCAGUUGUGUCCGCGUAGUCACACCUACACAUCAAUCACACAACAGCUAGCUGACACACAAUGGUCGUUGCACACGAGCAGCCUGUCAGCCCUCUUGGACCCGCUCCUCGCCAUCCCCUCAAAAGCAGACGAGCUUCACAUCUGCCAUGAGCAGAUGCGCAGAGAGGAACCCAAGAGAAACCGACACUGCCACUCGCGAGUGAAUCAUAGUGAUAACCGGCUGAGCACGGCCCAACUCGCACAGGAUGCACGACCCAGUGGGAUACACGAUAGACAAUCCCAUGCAGCCGUGAGAGCCCCCUGUGCUCUGAACGUCGAGCUCCUCGACCAUCUGCGACCUCUGCAGCCAUGUUGGAUGGCUCCAGAGGUACAAGAUGACCGAGGAAGACGAAGUUUCAAAGCACCAGGCGGCUGCCAUCGGCAUGUCACACUCACAGUCAACGAAAAAGACCCUUCAUUCCCCAUUGAUUGUCUCACUCUCAGUCAGUCAUGAAAUGCAGCGCACCACAAACAAAUAAGAUGGGACAUCUCUCUCUCCGUCUGUCUGUCUGAAAACAUCACAGUCACAGUCACGCCCUCACGGCUGCUGCUGCUGUGGCUGCUGCUGACCACCGGGGAAUGGCUGCUGGUGCAUCAUGGGCAUCGCCAUAUGUGGGGCGAACGGCAUCCCCAUCCCCAUGCCCAUGGCCGUCGGAUCAAAACCCAUGAAGCCCAUCCCACCGACACCACCCCACUGCGGCUGACUUGGUGGCGGUGGGGCCGGCUCAGCGGGGAGUGGGGGAGGGGGCGGGGCGCUGUCGUCGCUCGGGGGAGGGGGCGCCUCGCUCUCAGAGGGCAAUGGGGGCGCAUCGGAUGACCCGGGGGAUGGGGCAGGGGCCGUUGCGUCCUGCAUGGUGACGUCUGCAGAACCAGCAGCAGCAGGGGUGGGGGCGGGGGAGGCUUGUGGGACGGCUGGUUGUGGUUGUGGCUGUGGCGGGACGGCCAUCGAUGGUGCCAUUGGGAAGGGCAUGAAUGGCGGGAAGCCGAAGGGCGGGAAGGGCAUGCCCAUGCCCGGCAUCCCUGGCGCAGGCAGCAUUCCCGGACCGAUCGGAGGAACGGGGAAACCUGCAACAACCACACACAUAAGGCACACACGAUUCACAUGAAGAGACAUCCCUCCCUCCCUCCCACUCGCCCUUGUUUGCUCUGUUUCUCACCUGGUCGAGGGACCAUAUUGGCCAGCCCAGCCAUGCCCAUCCUCGGACGCAGCUGCUCCGCCCCCGGCGUGGCCGCAGCUUUCGUCGCCUCGGCCAUCUUGGCAUCUUCCGACGCCCGUGCGGGCGGUGGCGGGUCGAGGUCAUCCAGCAAGGGCUUGCCCGAUAUCUCCGACAUCAUCUUGCGAUACUCCUGGUCCAUCUUCCAUUUUUCAUAGGGAUUGCUGGCGGCCCCUGGGGGCGGGGGCGGCUGGGUGAGGCCCGGGACGACGGCGCCCAUUCCUGGGACAGUGGGGAGGGUGGCGCUUGCAGGGUUGGCCUCUGCGGCUGCGCGGGCGUCGGAGACGUCGACGCCGUCCUCCUCUGCGGCCUUCAUCAUGUCGACGAGCGAGGCGCCUGGGGUGUAGUACUUGCAGUCCAUCGUCACGUGACCGAGGUCGCCACAGAUGGUGCACCGCUGAAUGAACACACAGGACAGGACAGCCACAUGGAAGGUGGUGAGAUGGGGGGCACCAGGGAUUGCGCCUGUGUGUCGUUAUCUCACCACUUCAGGCUUCUUGAAAGUCUGCAUCUGCUGUGCCUCGGGACACUCAAAUGCUGCACAACCAACACACACACACAAACACACAUGAGAAACAUUCCCCUCCCCCCCUGUGUGUGUGCGUGUGUGUGGUUACCGAGGUGCCCGAUGGCCUGGCAGACGGAGCAGCGGACCUCGUUGGUGGCGAGGCCGAAGUUGAGCCCGUUCACGAGUGCCAGCUGCUCCAUGCCCUUCUUCUUGAACUCCUCGUGCAGCUGGUGGGACGGAUCCAGCAACGGCUCGAUCAACGACACUGCCUUCUACACACGACAAACACACAAAGAGAGACAGGGAGAGGGUGGGCAUGCUGGUGUGUCUGUCUGUGUUUUGCGUGUUCGGUGUCUGUCUGCUGCACACGUCACGUACGUCGAGUUUCUCUUCGGUGUCGGCUGCGAUGUGGACGUGCAUGGGCAUCUGGGCCUCCUCGUCGGUCUGGUAGUCCUGGCGCUUGCCCUCUUUCUGCACACACACAACACAACACACCGCACGGUCACACACGCUCUGUAUGUCUGUCUGUGUGGGUCUGGCUGACGUCGCGUAUCAUUGACAGGUACCUGUGUGCCCUUGCCGCGGAUUGAAAUGUUGGCGCCGCUCUCGGCCUCGAGCCGCUUGUGGUUGCACCCCCGCGGGCCGAUGAUCAGACCCAUGAAGUUGUACUCGGGAAACUGACACACACAUGCACACAUACAAAGAAACACACACAGACAGACCAGAUGCACCCAUGGAUGUGGCAGUGGGUGUCUCUCGAUUAUCUCUCUCACACACACGGAUGCGCACAUACCUUGUCGUGAGGUAUCAUGAUCUUCUUGACCUUCUUCUGCGGCUUGAAGUCAAUCGGCGCCGCGAACCCCUCCACGUUCUUGAUCAUAAACUCAACCAAACGAUUGUGCUCGUUGCUCAUCGACUGCUUCACCCUGUUGGCCAGACCAUCCACAGAGACACAGCGCCACACACAACGAGACACACAUGAGACACCACACGCGACACGCGACACUCCCCAGCGGCUCACCUGACGUCACGUGUGUUGGUCCUGGUGCCCUUGGCGUCGUAAGUGGGCGGCGGGGAGGGCGGUCUGAUGUCGGGAUCGCCCCACUCGAUCUCCCCGCGCUUGAGCUUCUCGCCCAGCUCCUCCAGCCGCUGCUCGCGGAGGAACUGGUCGACCUGCAUGGGCGUGAGUCCAGGCGGGAUGUCGAGGAAAGGCGGCGGCUUGAAGGGGACGUCCUCAGGGUCACCCCAGCGGCCCUUGCCCCUGCUGUCGCGCUUCCUCUCCCAGCGGGUGCGCCGUCCCUCCUCUGUCGUCUUCUUGGGGAGGGCGGCAUCCAGCGAUACCAACGCCAUCAGCUGAUCCAUCGACAUGCUGCCUGUAGUGUAGAUGUGCGAUAAGCCGCCUUGGCUUGCUCAGUUGAUGUCACAGGGGUUUGGAGGCCUUUUUUCG